AUCAUCCUUGUCUUCUCUUCCAAUGAUUGUCUCCCGGAACUUUUCUGCCAGAGACGAUGGAGAGACCGGUGAAGAGUUUCCUUUUGAGAGGGUUUUCCCGGUUUAUGCUAGAGGAACCCUUAAUCCCGUGGCCGACCCGGUUUUGCUGGAUUUUACCAAUUCUGGUUAUGACCCAAUUUGGGAUUCUAUAAGAGAAGAAGCUAAGCUUGAGGCAGAAGAGGAGCCGGUUUUGAGUAGCUUCUUGUAUGCUAGUAUCUUAUCACAUGACUGUUUAGAGCAAGCAUUGAGUUUUGUUCUGGCUAACCGUCUCCAAAACCCUACCUUGUUAGCAACUCAACUUAUGGAUAUAUUUUGCAAUGUUAUGGUACAUGAUAGAAGUAUUCAGAGCUCCAUUCGUCUUGAUGUUCAGGCAUUCAAAGACAGAGAUCCUGCUUGUCUAUCCUAUAGUUCGGCUAUUUUACACCUGAAGGGCUAUCUUGCACUGCAGGCGUAUAGAGUUGCACAUAAGUUGUGGAAGCAAGGAAGAAAACUAUUAGCAUUGGCAUUGCAAAGCCGAGUAAGCGAGGUUUUUGGAAUCGAUAUUCAUCCCGCUGCAAGAAUUGGGAAAGGAAUAUUGUUGGAUCAUGGAACUGGUGUGGUCAUAGGUGAGACUGCUGUGAUAGGCGACCGUGUCUCAAUUUUGCAUGGUGUGACAUUAGGAGGAACUGGGAAAGAAACCGGUGACCGCCAUCCAAAUAUAGGCGACGGUGCUCUUCUUGGAGCAUGUGUGACUAUACUUGGUAACAUUAGGAUAGGCGCUGGAGCAAUGGUAGCUGCGGGUUCGCUUGUGUUGAAGGAUGUUCCUUCGCAUAGCAUGGUGGCUGGAAACCCAGCGAAACUGAUCGGGUUUGUCGAUGAGCAAGAUCCGUCUUUGACAAUGGAGCAUGAUGCUACCAGAGAGUUCUUUCAAAAUGUAGCUGUUGCUUAUAGAGAGACAAUACCAAAUGGAUCUUCAGUUUCAGGUAGUUGCAGAGAAAGAACACAUUAAAAAGAGAACAUGAUUACAUGAUCACCUGCAGCUUCUUUAAGGCGAUUUACAUCACUUCACAAAAAAUAACAAAGCUCUUUGUUUUGUUAACAAACUUGUUUUCCAAUU
Messenger RNA from Arabidopsis arenosa, 1135 nucleotides. Lineage: Eukaryota; Viridiplantae; Streptophyta; Magnoliopsida; Brassicales; Brassicaceae. The record is from the annotation of a GenBank genome assembly.